CAAAACCCCGUCACGGCCGUUACAUCAAAUUCCGUGCACUCACCCGGCGCACGUUAGCAUCUCUCGCCAUUACCCGCGACUGGGAAAAAAAUAAAAAGACCUCCUGAUAUCUCUCUCUCUGCAGUGCAACAAACAAACACCAAAUUCAUUCUCAGAAAAAAAAAAAAAAACACCAAAUUAGCUUCGAGAAUUCCAAUUCUACCCUCCGCUCACCGCCCAAUUUACCAAUGCCUCCAACCUCCACCACCACGGCGGCGGCUAGGCGCCAAAUCAGCUCUCGCCGCCGCACAUCGGCACCUCGGAGGCGGUCGCCGCCUCCGUCACCGCCUCCGAAGAGGAUGAAGCUGUUGACGGAGAUACUGCAGAAGGCGGCGUAUGCGGUGGUGGAGAGGGAGGACUACGGCGAUGUCAGCUGCGAACAAUGCCGCUCCGGGGAACGAUCGGAGGAGCUGUUGUUAUGUGAUAAAUGUGAUAAAGGAUAUCACAUGAAGUGCUUGAGACCGAUUGUUGUUAGGGUUCCGAUUGGCUCGUGGAUUUGUAACAAGUGCUCUGGAGAUGGCCAGAGACGUGUAAGAAGGUUAUCGCAGAGGAAGAUAAUCGAUUUUUUUAGGAUUCAGAAGUGUAAGAAGGAUGAUAUUAAAAUGAAAUGCCGGUCCCUACAAGACUCUAGGAAGCGCCGGAGACGUUCAUUGGUGUAUCAAAAGAAAAGAAGGAGACUGUUGCCGUUUAUUCCAUCAGCAGAUCCCACCCAAAGGCUGAAACAAAUGGGCACCCUUGCUUCUGCGUUAACGGCAUUGCACAUGGAAUUUAGUGAUGAUUUAACCUACUUGCCUGGCAUGGCUCCUCAAUCAGCCAAUCAGGCCAAGUUUGAGCAGGGUGGCAUGCAGGUUCUUUCCAAGGAGGACAUAGAGACAUUGGAACAGUGCAGAGCCAUGUGCAAAAGGGGCGAAUGCCCUCCUCUUUUAGUUGUUUUUGAUUCAUGUGAAGGAUAUACAGUUGAGGCAGAUGACCAGAUAAAGGAUUUGACCAUCAUAGCAGAAUACUCAGGUGAUGUGGAUUACAUCAAAAACCGAGAACAUGAUGAUUGUGAUAGCAUGAUGACCCUUCUUUUGGCAAGAGACCCAUCCAAAAGCCUUGUCAUCUGCCCUGAUAAACGUGGAAAUAUUGCUCGCUUUAUCAAUGGCAUUAACAACCAUACCCCGGAUGGUAAGAAGAAGCAGAAUUGUAAAUGUGUGAGAUACAGUGUAAAUGGGGAAUGCCGGGUCAUUUUGGUUGCUACUCGUGAUAUUGCUAAAGGGGAGAAGCUAUACUAUGAUUAUAAUGGAUAUGAGCAUGAAUACCCCACUCAACAUUUUGUUUGAGAAAACUUAUAGAUAUCUAACAAUCCUACGGAACUGGGAUGCAAUUUUGGAUCCAGCUAGAUCCUUUCUCAUCCGGCGUUUUAUUUCAGGGUUUACUCAUUGCUAUUGCAGAGUCAAAAAGCAUUUCUUCUAAUGUAUCCAUGGGCUAUUUAGUAAUUUAUGAUGUAGAGCUGGCCUUUUCUGAGACCAUGACAUAAAUAGAGCAGGAGAGAAACUUUCCUUAGAAUUUAGCCUAGGAAUAUUUUGAAGGAAAAUUUUUUGUAAUACAGAUUUCAAUGGAAUAUUGCAACUUGCAUUCCUUGGCAUCCUCUGCGUUAAUAAUCUGUUGGUCUUUUACAAAGUAUUUCCAUUAAAAAUAUCCAUUCGUGCUUUUUUUAAUUGUUUCCCCCUCUACAUUUCACUAACUAAAUUUUUUUAAAUGCAAUUUUGUAUUUUCACCUUUGUUAUGAUUUGCUGGUUCAUAAUCUGUAGAAAAGCAAGUAUUGCUAUCAGUUGCUUUACAUAUUGAUGCUAUAUUUUCUGUCAGCCCUAUUUGUGAUUCAAUUUGAUCCAUCAUGUUGGAGUAGAACACUGGAAUGAAUGCUUUAUUGCAGAGGCUUUCAUGGUGUAUCUAAUCAACUCUGGUUCAAUAUAUGCUGCAGCUUUUCAUGAAAUUUCGCUGACAUAUCUUUCUGUAUUCUCUUCAGUUUUUACGUUCUGACUUCUCAAUUGUGAAUUUUGAGAUAUUCCAUUUAUCCAUGGAUAAUUCAAAGGGAUUCUUCAAAGCUGCUGAUAAGAGUUAACUGGGACAUGAGAUGUGCUGUGCACCUUUGGAUGCUUGUUGCUGGUUGUCUCAUGUUGGCCUCCUAUUCCUAUGCAUACAAAAUUUUUGUUUAUUUUGAAAGAUCAAUUAAGCUGCUGGGUCCAGUGCCUAUACACCAAGGCUGUUCAAGAUCUUGAUGUGAAUGCCUUCGAUUGUUGCUUAAUGCAUGCAUUAUAGAGGCUGUUUCUUGGAAUCAUAAGGCUUGAGGUUCAAGUCUCGAGAGCAGCCAAUUCAUUUGGCAUAACUGAAAGGGUUGUACAAUCUCCAAAUUCUCAUUCAAAUUCACUUAUGUGGAUUCGUGGACAUUUUGGUUUCACUUAUAUUUAUACCUACUCAUGACAAUGCACGUGUGAUGCAUUAUUUUCAGGUUUGACAAGAUGGUUUGCUUCUUUCAAGUUGCUGUUUGUUGAUGUUUGAUCUAAACAGACAGUGAGAAUCCUUAUGGACAGCAUCACCACUCUAGGAGGUAUCAAUUUUGUUAGCUGGAAAUUUCAUCAGACGAAAAAAUCUUCACAAAUUUUGAAAUCUUCAAGCCGAGGGUUCUACAUGCUUGAGAGUCAGGUUCAAGUUGUGCAUCUAAAGCUGUGUUUCAAUUAUUUGAUUUGCAGCUCAGCAUUGGAUAGAAAGAUCAUUUCCAGGUGCUGAUUUUAGGUAUCUGACAAUUACAGGUGACUGAAACUGGAUAUGGAAUGACUAAAACAGUUUCGAUGCAGGUGAAAUAUAGUAAGUUCAUCUGUUAAGCUUUCAAACUGUGCAUAUCACGGUCUGUACAGAAUGUCAAGCUUGUGUAACGUUUCUUUUACCAGAAUUCUUGUUCGCCUAACUGAUUAAAUGAACUUUAUGUUCAAUGAUUUGUCAGAUACUUCGCACUCUGUUAAAAGUUUAUGCAAUGAAAUUAAAUAAUGUAA
Populus nigra (black poplar) is the source of this 3071-nucleotide messenger RNA. RefSeq names its product probable Histone-lysine N-methyltransferase ATXR5. The transcript is spliced from 7 exons. The coding region runs from base 228 to 1361 and encodes 377 amino acids. The record is from RefSeq and is a predicted model, not a curated record. Lineage: Eukaryota; Viridiplantae; Streptophyta; Magnoliopsida; Malpighiales; Salicaceae. Gene Ontology annotation, molecular function: protein binding.